Molecule: messenger RNA, 2916 nt
Organism: Nematostella vectensis (starlet sea anemone)
Lineage: Eukaryota; Metazoa; Cnidaria; Anthozoa; Actiniaria; Edwardsiidae
Product: calcium/calmodulin-dependent protein kinase type II delta chain
Exons: 3
Coding region: 77-1507 (476 amino acids)
Biological process (GO): protein phosphorylation
Cellular component (GO): cytoplasm; neuron projection
Molecular function (GO): calmodulin binding; calcium/calmodulin-dependent protein kinase activity; ATP binding
Source: RefSeq, a predicted model, not a curated record
CUAGCCCCAGUCUCAUCUCCAGUAUGGUUUCUGAUUUAGCGUGUAUUUAGUUGAUCAGUUGCUUCCCCGAGCAAGGAUGUCUUGCCCAGUUAUUAUUACCGAAGGCGGCACUUUUAACGAGAAAUACGAACUAAAGGAAGAAUUGGGGAAAGGAGCAUUUAGCACAGUGAGAAAAUGCUGUCACAGAGAGACCAAAAUCGAAUAUGCCGUAAAAAUUCUCGACACCAAAAACAUGACCCAACGAGAUGUUCACAAAGUCGAACGUGAGGCAAGAAUUUGCCGACAUUUAAGGCACCCGAAUGUAGUACGUCUGCACGCGAACAUUAUGUCUGAUGGAUUUUAUUUCCUCGUCUUCGAUCUCGUAACCGGUGGGGAACUUUUUGAGGAUAUAGUCGCUAGAGAAUACUACAGCGAAGCCGAUGCCAGCCAUUGCAUUCAACAAGUUCUACUAAGCGUGCAACAUUGCCACGAAAAUGGCAUAGUUCACAGGGAUCUUAAACCAGAGAAUCUUCUGCUUGCCAGCCGUGAACGCGGAGCCAUGGUGAAGUUAGCUGAUUUCGGGCUGGCGAUAGAGGUAGAUGGUGAAAGGCUAGGGUGGUAUGGCUUCGCGGGAACUCCCGGCUACCUAUCACCAGAGGUUUUAAAAAAAGACCCCUAUGGAAAGCCGGUGGAUCUCUGGGCAUGUGGAGUGAUUCUUUAUAUUCUUCUCGUUGGAUACCCUCCAUUCUGGGAUGAAGAACAGCAAAAGUUGUACUCGCAAAUUAAAGCCGGAACUUAUGAUUACCCCUCACCUGAAUGGGACACUGUGACAGCUGAUGCCAAAGACUUGAUUGACAAGAUGCUGACAGUGGAUGCUCCUAAACGUAUCACGGCCGCUGAGGCGCUCAAACAUCCAUGGAUUGUUAAUCGCGAGCGCAUCGCUUCCAAGGUCCAUCGUCAACAGACCCUAGACGGCCUUAAACGGUUCAACGCAAGGCGAAAGCUACGCGGCGCCAUUCACGCAACCAUCCUCGCUACUCACAACUUUAGUUCCGGAUCCCGACACAAGAAGAAGGGCUCCGAUGAGGACUCGAUUGCCACCAUUAUCGAGGAAGACACGGAGAGUACUAAGACUCAGCGCGAGCAGGAAAUCAUUAGGCUCACCCAACAGCUCAUCACUAGCAUCACCGCUAAGGAUUUCGACUCGUAUAGCAAGCUUGUCGACCCCAAAAUCACUGCCUUUGAGCCGGAAGCUCUGGGAAACCAAGUCGAGGGACUGGAGUUUCAUAAAUUCUACUUUGAUAAUUUGCCCAAUAAGCGCAAUACGACGGUUAAUACAACCAUCCUUGCUCCGCACGUGCAGAUGUUAGGGGAGGAGGGGGCCUGUAUAAGCUAUGUCCGGUUGACGCAGGGAAUUGGACCGGACGGAUUGCCCCGGACAACACAGUCCGAAGAGACGAGAGUUUGGCAAAAGAAGAAGGGCGUUUGGCUAAACGUGCACUUUCAUAGGUCUGUUAGCAGGCCAUGAAUUUGGACAACUGGGCAGUGAUAAAUUUUCAACAAUGAAUUGCUAACAUCCUCAAAAACAUAGGGCCCCUCCCCUACGUUGCCUGGCUACUUAGGGCCCCUCCCUUACGUUGUUUGGCAACCUAGGGGCCCCUCCCUUACGUUGUUUGGCAACCUAGGGGCCCCUCCCCUACGUUAACUGGCUACCUAGGGCCACUCCUCUACGUUUCCAGGCUAUGUAGGUCGCCUCUGUUGUCUGGUUAAAUAAGGCUCUUCUGUUGCCUGGUUAAAUAAGGCUCUUCUGUUGUCUGGUUAAAUAAGGCUCUUCUGUUGCCUGGUUAAAUAAGGCUCUUCUGUUGUCUGGUUAAAUAAGGCUCUUCUGUUGUCUGGUUAAAUAAGGCUCUUCUGUUGUCUGGUUACCUGGGGAGUUCAAUAAUGCAAUGCUUGCAACAUGUAAACAGGGGAUUAGCAAAUUAGAAUCCCUGUUUCAGCGUCUUUGGUACAUCAAGUGUUCCAAAGAGUGCAUCUUUAAAAAUUUCAGAUUAUUGAAAUUAUCUUGAAUUUUUGAAAUUUUGCAAGUAAAAUUAUGAAGUGUGUAAUUACACUGUUCAGCCCUUUUAUUCUCAAAUUCUAUCCUUUAUCUACAUUACCUUGUCAAAAGAUCAAUUCUCUUCACCUAAUGAGUUUAUAAUGCUACAUGAGUGGAGGAGAAUUCUCAUUUUAAUCUAUUGGAAUUAAAAGGAUUUAAGUUGGCAUCCUUUAUACUGAGAUGCAUGCCCAGGGAAGGAUACAGGGGGGAGGGGUGGAUAUCCUGCCCAUUUUUUUUAGCAAAAAAUAAACAAUUGAAAGGUUGAUUUGUUUGAAGAAAUUUAGGAGAAGGUACUGUCCAUGUGCCAUUGCUUGCUUGACUCUACUGGCACGACAAAUUCAAUUCAGCUUGAAGUACUGUUAGAUCUAGGUGAUCUAACAAGAACCACCUGAUCAGUUACAAGCCGCCUAUCUGGCCGUUAUCCACCCCCCAUUUUGAAAUCCUAGAUCCGCCCCUGAUGCCAUCUAGAGCAAAUAAUAAUUUACAUUAGCUUAUCAAUUUUAUCAAAUAUUCAGGAAUCAUAUGGCCUAUAUACCAUAUUAGUUAGAGUAAAUAAAUGUGAAAGGAUUAUCUUUUCAUGCUUUUUUAUUCGAAAAUUUUAAAUACUGUGUUACAAAAAAGUCAUGUAAGGGCUGUAGCAGGCCUCAAAAUUUUGGAAGGGGGAACAAACACGCCCUUCUGGUCAUUUCCUUGUGUUUUUUUUAAUUGGGGAGGGGGGGGGGGGCAUGUGCCAUAAAUGUCCCAUCCCUGCUACAGCAUUAACUUAUUGUUGAUAAUAAUUAAAUAGUUCAUUACACAUAUGUAGACUUAAAAUACAUAAAUAAACCAUGAAAGCAAUUCCA